AGCCUGCUAGUUAAUUUUUUUGUUGCUAGGCAACACUUAUUACCAUCAUAUCGUCUGGUUUUUCGUGAGAACUGUGCUAUUGAACAGAAUAGCAUACAGCUGGGGCGUCAAGCGUGGUAUCAGUCCAGGCCUGAAACUACAUCAACCGACGAGAUCAACCGACAUCAACUACAUCACAAUCCAGACAAGGUUAGUGGAGAUAGAAGCUGAGAAAGUUAGUGUGACCUGCGUGGUCUCAAGACAAUGGACCCGCCGGUCAGUACCGGUGGGACCGAGACAGGGGAGGGUAGCUCCUCGAAGGAUCCACCACCAAACGGCUCCGGAGAUGCUGGCGGCGACAAGGAUGGCCCGGCAAAGGAGGCACCUAAGCCGGCUGAGCCUAAACCUUCUGCUCCACCAGUGAAGAAGAUAAAGCACUGCUCAUCGCGGCCAUAUCAGCGUAACCCGCGCAGCCCGCCGCCGCCACCGGCCGCCAACUCCGCCUUCACAGCACAGGAGCUGGCCAGCUCCUUCUGCUGGGAUCACCUGAUGCGCAAAGCCACGUUCGAGGCGGCGCCGGUCGAGUGUUUCAGACACGCGCCUCUCAGCCAAACGUGGCGCAAUGUGUGCGCCGGUCUGAAGGCAGAAGUGGCGCAGAAGGGCGUCGGGAAGGGUGCUCCGACGACCUACUGGGUGGCCACACUGCUGCAGGUGCAGGGCUACCGCGGCCUGUUCCGUCCCGAGGGUCUGGGCUCCGACUCCAGUCUGGACCGGUGGCUGGAGAUCUGCUCGCCGGAGGUGAAGCCGGUCGGCUGGUGCGCCUCGCGCGGCCUGCCGCUGACACCGCCGCCGCCGGCCGGGCCUGCCGCCGACUGGCAGCGGCGGCUGGUAGGAGUGCUGACCGGAUCACGGACACUGCCGCCCUCCUUCUAUAGGAAGGUGAUGUCCAGUCUCAGCCGCGGCUCUCAACUCUCAGUCGGACAGACCAUAGAAGUGGUCGACAAGAGCUGCAUCAGUCAGAUGCGUGCGGCGCGUAUCACGCGUCAGAUCGGACGGAGGCUGCAUGUGCACUAUCUGGACGCCCAUCCGGACGACGGGGGGUUCUGGUGUCACGAGAACUCACCGCUGGUGCACCCGGUGGGCUGGUCGCGCGCCGUCGGACACCGUAUCCAGGCGCCGGACGACUACCUGGCGCGCUGCGAGUCGGGCCGCUUCCUGCCCACGGACGCCACCGAGGACUACCUGCCCGCGCCGCCGGCCGUCACUCACGAGGGGUUCAAGCUCGGUAUGAAGCUGGAGGCUCUGGACCCGCUGAACCUCGGCUCGAUCGGGGUGGCCACAGUGCGCGACACGCUCCAAAACCACUUCAUCAUGGUACAACUGGAGACGGAGCCGGAGUCGGACUGGUUCUGUUACCACGCCUCCUCGCCCUACAUCUUCCCGCCGGGCUUCUGCCGCACUGUGGGGAUCCCCCUGACCCCUCCGCACAGCUACCGGUACAUGGAGGGGCAGGGGUUCUUCUGGGAGGUGUACCUGCGCGCGGAGGGCGCCAGUGCGGCGCCGGCUCAUCUCUUCCACCGGCCGCCGCUGUCUCACGGCUUCCAGCCCGGCCACAAGCUGGAGGCGGUGGAUCUGAUGGACCCGCAGCUGGUGUGCGCUGCCACGGUGGGGCAGGUGGUGGGACGGCUGCUUAGGAUCCAUUUUGACGGCUGGGAGGAGCAGUUCGAUCAGUGGGCGGAUGUGGAGAGUCCCGAUCUGUUCCCGGUGGGAUGGUGUAAGCUGGUGGGGUAUCCCCUAGAGCCGCCGCGCCCGCCUGAUAAGAUUCUCAAGAAGCCGGGACCGAAGAAGCGGCGGGGUCGGCCGCGGGGCCCGCGCGGCGCUGGAGGCCGCACCCCGCGCACCCCCGGCCGGCGCUCCGGCGGUGGCGAGGAUCUCAGCGAGUCACACGAGGCAGAGUCAGAGCUGGAGUCAACAGUCGGUGACGGAGAGUCAGUGGCGGAGUCCGCGGCGGGGAGGGAUGACUCCACCGUCCGGAGUCUUCCCGGGGAGACUCCGGAGCCGGAGCUGCGUCUGGAGUUCACCCCGACACCCACGUCCGGUCGGAGGUCGGAGGGGAGCGUGGUACCCACUCCGGAGCCAGGUGGCGGGCCCGCUCCUCCGCCGGAGUCAGUCCAGCCUUCUGUCUCCACAGCAGGGGCCGGUACAGUCCCAGAACCAGCCGCGGAGCCGCACACUGAGGCGGCCGAAGGGAGGUCAGAAGAGAUCGCUGAGCCACCUCAGGUUUCUAAACCCCAGACGGAGGCGGUGACUCCUCAGGCUGAGGCUCAGCCGAUGGAGGUAUGUGAACAGGGGGCCCCUGAGGCUAGGGAUGCCCCACACCCCCAGGGAUCCCAGGGGGACGCCCAGAGCUCAGAGGGUUCCCAGGAUCCGUCGGUAUCCACUGAGCAGCCGAUGGAAACAUAAGAUGACCAUGUUUUGUUUGACUUCACGAGAGAAAGUGCAGCCACAGGGUGACCCCACACCCCACAAAGAUUUGUCCCGUUUGUUGUAAGGGAAGGCCGUAGUAUUACGAUACUUCGCGGUGCGUUUAGUCUGGCGUUUUCGAACGUCAUUGCGCUUCGCGAGGUUUGCAAAUGUUACCUGCGAAGGCUGUGGGUUCCUGAAGUGUUGAACCAGAGUUGUGUGUUAAUUGAGCUUUCGAAACAGGGUGUUUCGUUUCGUUCAGGGCCAAUACGGAUUUGUGUGUCAUGCAGUUUGUGUGUGAAGACUUGCCAACGUUAAUAGCAAAGCUCAGAUACUUCUCAGUGGGCACAGCCGUUGGGUUUCACGUUGCCAUACACUUUGUUCAUGUGUUUGUAGCACAGGUAUCAUGCCAUUGCCUUGCGAUCUCGCCAUUAAAGUCAUUUACCCACUGUGUUAUGCUUGGCGAGUGUUCUCGGCGCUUUGCGGGGCAUUUCAAUACAGAGACACGCACUUUUUCAA
Amphibalanus amphitrite is the source of this 2961-nucleotide messenger RNA. Its product is annotated as MBT domain-containing protein 1-like. Gene Ontology annotation, cellular component: nucleus. Bases 244 to 2442 code for a protein of 732 amino acids. Gene Ontology annotation, biological process: regulation of DNA-templated transcription. NCBI's taxonomy places the organism in Eukaryota, Metazoa, Arthropoda, Thecostraca, Balanomorpha, Balanidae. The record is from RefSeq and is a predicted model, not a curated record. The transcript is spliced from 7 exons.